GGUGGUCUUUACUAGGAAGCGACUUCACUAAGCAGGAAGUUGGUACCUUGUUAUCAAAUCCGAGUGUACUCCCGAAUAUUCGAAGCCUACAUUAUUACGAAGGCCCAUUGGAUGAUCUCCUACUUCUCCAUCGACCCAUCCAAAGGAUUAGCUUUAUCGGCUUCAGACCGUAUACAGUACUCAGGAGCGAAACUUUCCUCAAUAAAAGAGAUGGGCUGACGCACAUCAGCAUUCAACACCGGGGUGUAAAUAAUAUCCUAAAGGCUGACUCUUUCAAGGAACGAUGCUAUGAACUGUGCACCAGUCUCCGUGAUUUAACGGCCUUAAAAGGCCUGGUGUCGGUCCAAGCGAGGUAUAAGUCUCCAAACUGCGUUGAUUGUCAUUCCCAUAUCCAAGCCUUUUGUUCUGGUCUUGACGACCUCCCACGUCACUUCCCCGAUUUGGUCCGGGUAUUCCUCAUGAGAGUACUGGAGGG
Messenger RNA from Acaulospora colombiana, 475 nucleotides. NCBI's taxonomy places the organism in Eukaryota, Fungi, Glomeromycota, Glomeromycetes, Diversisporales, Acaulosporaceae. The record is from the annotation of a GenBank genome assembly.